Sardina pilchardus (European sardine) is the source of this 1718-nucleotide messenger RNA. RefSeq names its product abhydrolase domain containing 4, N-acyl phospholipase B (gene abhd4). The transcript is spliced from 9 exons. The record is from RefSeq and is a predicted model, not a curated record. Gene Ontology annotation, molecular function: phosphatidylcholine lysophospholipase A1 activity; lysophosphatidic acid acyltransferase activity. Gene Ontology annotation, biological process: phosphatidic acid biosynthetic process; lipid homeostasis. Gene Ontology annotation, cellular component: lipid droplet; mitochondrion. Lineage: Eukaryota; Metazoa; Chordata; Actinopteri; Clupeiformes; Clupeidae. The coding region runs from base 188 to 1195 and encodes 335 amino acids.
AUUUUCAUUGUUGUUCGGUGUACGCUGUUAUGCAAGACGAGACUGAAUUUGAUGUAGUUUUAGACUGCUGUUGACUUUCAAAAGCCCAACUCCUGUGUCUUUGAUGUCCCACUAAAGAGUCGGAUAAGCAUACAUUGUGGAUACCAACGGGAACUGGUCGUGGUGGCCGUCCUGGAGGCCAACAUCCAUGUCCCUCCUGAAGACUGCAGAGUCCAAGAUCCUUGCCUGCUUGCGUAAUGAUGUUUGGGCCCGCUUUGUAACUCUCCCUGACCACAACCGAAUAUGGACCCUCACUGUCACCAGCAAAACAGCCCGUCGGACCUCAGAGCAAGCCACCAAAACCCCUCUGGUGAUGGUGCAUGGCUUCGGUGGUGGCGUGGGUCUGUGGAUCCGUAACUUGGACCCAUUGAGCCGCUCGCGGGCCGUCCACGCUUUCGACCUGUUGGGGUUUGGCCGCAGCUCACGGCCAGGCUUCCCCACGGAUGCCGAGCUGGCCGAGGAGCAGUCGGUCACCUCCAUCGAGCAGUGGAGGGAGGCGAUGGGCUUGGAACGCAUGAUCCUGCUCGGGCACAGUCUCGGGGGCUACCUGGCCUCCUCGUACGCCAUACGCUACCCUGACAGAGUGGCCCACCUGAUCCUGGUAGACCCGUGGGGCUUCCCUGAGCGGCCGCAGCCUGAGGCGAAUGAAAACGCAGGGCAGAGUGUGGAGGUGAAGAGGACAGCCCCGCCUCGCUGGGUCAAGGCUGUCGCCUCGGUGUUCAGUCUCUUCAAUCCUCUGGCUGUCAUCAGAGCCGCAGGACCUUGGGGACCAGGUUUGGUAUCGAGGUUUCGUCCUGACUUCAAGCGAAAAUUUGAGGAUCUUUUUGAUGACAAUACUAUGACUGAAUACCUCUAUCACUGUAAUGCCCAGACCCCAAGUGGGGAGGUGGGCUUCAGGGCCAUGACGGAGACCAUGGCCUGGGCCAAGAGGCCCAUGCUGCAGCGCGUCCACCUGCUCCCGCCCUCGCUGGCCGUCACCAUGCUGUACGGAGCGCGCUCCUGGGUGGACAGCUCCUCUGGGGACCGCGUGGUCCAGAUCCGGGGGCAGAGCCCCACGCGCGUCAUGGUGAUACCCAAUGCCUCUCAUCAUGUCUAUGCGGACCAGUAUGAAGACUUCAAUAGUGUAGUGCAGAGGCUCUGUGAUACUGUAGACUGAAGUGUGUGUGUGUGUGUGUGUGUGUUCAUGCUCCCAUGCAAGUUCAUGAGAGAGAGUGUUCAUGUGUUAAGUUUGGCCUUAAUGCCAGUUGCCAAACGUCUGAUUGGACGUACUGUGGUUGAGUUGUAUGAAUGAAUUAGGUCAUACCCUAGCUGAGUGAUUUGGUUCCUGCUCUAUGACUGGCUAAUAACUGUAUUUUGGGUGUGCUGGGUCCUUUUAACUGUCUAAUAGGAUGGUCCUACCUUCCAUAGAUGCACAUAUCUCAUGUCUGAAGAAGUCUCUGUUUUACACUAAGAUAUUAACCACAGGACACAUGGUGCUUAUUUAUACAUAGACUGGCACUGAAGGAUGUAUAAGCUCUGUGCCAAUCAGUGCAAACCAUUGUGCGCAUGCUUCACAUUUUGUUACCUGAAUGUAAGUUGGAUAUUCUUGAAGACCCAUUUCUUCUAGGUUCUUGGACUAUCAUAUUUAAUUUGUAAACAUCCAUGUAUUUUAUUACACACAAUUGCAAUAAAAGUUUGUA